AAUAUUCUUUAUAUUAAUAAAUUUCGUAACAUCAAAAAGUUUCUAUAUGAAGCUGCCAGAAAUUAAAGAAAAUUUUUCGAAUGACAGCCAUUUGAAAUUCGAACACGUAAAGAAAAGAUGCGCGAGCACAGAUAACAUAUGUAAAAGUAAUAACGUUAUAGUCUGUGGAAUAAGAAUAGUGGAUGGUGAAACACAACAUAAGGAUUUUAAAAAUUCAUGCUAUAUGUUUAUGAGUAAUAUGUGCAAGUAUCCUGGACAAGAAUUUUAUAUUGUUUCGAGCGGUACUUGUGAAAAAUAUUUGGAUUCGCGCAGAAAUAGCGCCGACAAAUUGUUGCCAGUUAAAAAUAUAACACUAAAUGUUACAGAUAAUAAACAAAGUCUACGUUCUUCAAAGUUCAGCACUCUAUACGAUAUAGAUUCCGCAUUUGAUUACCAUCCCUGUCCCUUAUCGUGUCCUGAAACUUACGCCCCCGUCUGUGUGAGUGUCAACAGAGGAUUUGGCAAAUAUUUCAAAUUCUACACAUUUGUAAACCAUUGUUCUGGUGAUUUAUAUUACUGUAAACAUUGGCAGGAAUUCAGUCCACCGCCUAAUGAAGAUGAAAAUGUCGUGAGUUCUAACCUCGGUUGGUCAUUUUGUGGUUCGUCCAGAUACCUACAGUUCGCCCGCUUCUCAGAGGUUUCAUCAUCUAUGGGACAUUACGGAUGGUUGGCGGGAAAUUACAAAUAUUCUCAUAUAAUGGAACCACACGAGAGAAUGGAAGGAUAUGGAAAGUAAAUUAAAUUGGAAAAAAAUA
Molecule: messenger RNA, 794 nt
Organism: Papilio machaon (common yellow swallowtail)
Lineage: Eukaryota; Metazoa; Arthropoda; Insecta; Lepidoptera; Papilionidae
Exons: 6
Coding region: 47-775 (242 amino acids)
Source: RefSeq, a predicted model, not a curated record